CUGGAAGUCCAGUGCCUCAGUUGGAGCCCUCCCCUUCAGUGACAAUAGAAGGGUGCAGUGAGUUUGAAAUUCUCACCGGAGAUCAUCCAAAUGCAGACCAAUCUCAACUGCAAUUGAAUUUUCCGUCAUUUUAAACAGCAGAUGCCAACGCACUGAAAGCUUUGUGACGUCAAAGGGGCCCUUAGUUUGUCACUGCAUUCAAUGUCAUGUUAGAGUAAGCACUCUAAAUACAUAAAACUUCUUUUCAUUACAAACCACAAACACAAGAUUCAUUGAACAGGCUUCUAAAUGCACACAACUUCCUAGGAGAACGAUUUUGACAUUUUCUAGUGUUUAAGGGCUUAUUCCACUUCUUUUGCUUGCAUAUAAGGUAUAUUCAUGGUGUGGUUUUAUGUACUUUGUAUGAUCAUCAACGUCAGUUUAAAUGGCAUCAAUUAUGACUAGCUUACCAGAAUAUCGCAUUCCAAUUUGGUGUGUUAGUCUGAACAUAUUGUAAGGCACACAGAGUAGUAGCAAGUCUAAUCAAAGCACUACCGGGGUGGGGAUAUAGGAUGAUGACCGGAGAAAAUGCUGUCUAUAAAACCCUCAUAGCUCUUUUGAUGUAAGUGCGCCCAUUGCAAAUAGAUUCAUAUUCAGGUAUUUACUUCCAUAAUCAUCGAUAAUCUUAGUGGAAUGGCUACAAAUGUAUGCCAAAACAUGUGCUUGGCUUAUCUCCUUGUUUUGUCCAUCUGGAUUUCACAUGCCCGCUGUCGCCCUCUCAAUGAGGAACACAUGCUGAAGAGGCAUGAAGAAUGGAUGGCUAUGCAUGGCCGCGUCUACACAGACUCAGCCGAGCACGAGAAACGCUUUGCAAUAUUUAAGGAAAACGUUGAACGUAUCGAUGCUUUUAAUAACGGUGCGGAGAAAGGAUAUAAGCUAGGUGUAAACAAAUUUGCAGACUUAACUAAUGAGGAAUUCCAUUCCCUACACACUGGUUACAAACGCCAGUCUUUUGAAUUGAUGUCAAAUUCAAAACCCGCAAAUUUCCGCCAUGGAAAUGUAACCGCUGCGCCUACUGUUGUGGACUGGAGGAAAAAGGGUGCCGUGACCUCUGUCAAGGAUCAAGGCUCAUGCGGAUGUUGUUGGGCGUUUUCAGCAGUAGCGGCUAUAGAAGGCAUAACAGCACUCAAGAAAGGGAAGUUAAUUUCAUUGUCAGAGCAGCAACUUGUGGACAAUGGUGAAAAUGAAGGAUGUGAGGGUGGCUUUAUGGACACUGCCUUUCAGUUCAUCAAAAGUAUCCAUGGCCUAACAUCAGAAGCUAACUACCCUUACCAGGGAUCGGAAGGAGCUUGCAGAAAGAAGGAAGCAAAUCCUGCGGCAACUAUAACCGGCUACGAAGAUGUACCGCCUAAUAACGAAAAGGCCUUGUUACAAGCAGUGGCCAACCAACCAGUUUCUGUUGCUAUAGAAGGAAGUGGAUGGUCUUUCCAGUUUUACAAGAGCGGGGUCUUCUCCGGGGAGUGUGACACUUACCUUGACAAUGCUGUCACGUUGGUUGGGUACGGAACCAACUCGGAUGGUACCAAGUACUGGUUGGCGAAGAAUUCGUGGGGUACUGACUGGGGUGAGAAAGGGUAUAUGAAGCUCGAGAGGGAUGUUGCUGCCAAGGAAGGCCUUUGUGGCGUUGCCAUGAAAGCUUCUUACCCACUUGCAUGAAAGAAGAAAAUAUUAUUGGAAUACUGUUAUAUUACAACCUGUCAAUACCAAUAUCAGGUUAUUUGUCUGAAGGUGUAAAACUAUUGUAAAAUUUGUGUUAUGGUAGCUACGCUUCCUGUAGGAAACUGUAAAAAAAAUUCAGCAAUAAAGUGUUUGAUUUGAUGA
This is a messenger RNA of Gossypium arboreum, 1860 nucleotides long. Its product is annotated as senescence-specific cysteine protease SAG12-like. Gene Ontology annotation, cellular component: lysosome. NCBI's taxonomy places the organism in Eukaryota, Viridiplantae, Streptophyta, Magnoliopsida, Malvales, Malvaceae. The coding region runs from base 673 to 1695 and encodes 340 amino acids. The transcript has 2 exons. Gene Ontology annotation, molecular function: cysteine-type endopeptidase activity. The record is from RefSeq and is a predicted model, not a curated record.